This is a messenger RNA of Panicum virgatum (switchgrass), 1368 nucleotides long. RefSeq names its product polygalacturonase At1g48100-like. Bases 7 to 1299 code for a protein of 430 amino acids. The transcript is spliced from 7 exons. The record is from RefSeq and is a predicted model, not a curated record. Gene Ontology annotation, molecular function: polygalacturonase activity. Gene Ontology annotation, biological process: carbohydrate metabolic process. NCBI's taxonomy places the organism in Eukaryota, Viridiplantae, Streptophyta, Magnoliopsida, Poales, Poaceae.
UCGGAGAUGUGGAGCUCCGUCGUCGUCGUCCCGGCUGCGUUGCUGGCCGGCGUGCUCCUGUGCCUGGCGGCGCCGGCGGCCGCGGCGGCGAGGCCGGCGACGCUCAGCGUCCUGUCGUUCGGAGCGGCGGCGGAUGGGGUCACUGACGACGCGGAGGCACUCGUGGCAGCUUGGCGAGCGGCGUGCCGGGUCCCGCGCGCCACCGUGCUGCUCCCGUCCGGGCACAGGUUCCUCGUCUCGCCGGUGACGCUCCAGGGCCCCUGCAGCACGAGGCUGACGCUGCAGGUGGACGGUACCCUGCUGGCGCCACCGGACAUGGACUCCUGGCCCAGGUCCAGGAGGCCUCUCCAGUGGCUCAACUUCAAGUGGCUGAACGGCUUCACCGUCCAGGGAGCUGGCACGGUCGACGGCCAGAGCAUCACCUCGCUGCAUGAUUCGUCAUCACCAGCUAAUGCUCCUCAGCACUGGCAUUCAUCAGGAGCCAAGCCUACGCUUGUAAGGUUUUACGGCAGCUUCAAUGUCACCGUGCGCAACAUCCGGAUCAGCAACAGCCCACAGUGUCACCUCAAGUUCGACAGCUCCGGAGGCAUCAAGGUGAAGAACGUCACCAUCUCUUCCCCCGGGGACAGCCCCAACACGGACGGCAUCCAUCUCCAGAACACCAGGGACGUCGAGAUCAGGAGCUCCAGCAUCGGCUGUGGUGAUGACUGCGUGUCGAUACAGACUGGGUGCUCUAAUGUUCACAUGAAAUACAUCAUCUGCAAUCCAGGCCACGGAAUCAGUGUAGGAGGACUCGGGAAGGACAACAGUCUGGCCUGCGUAUCUGAUGUAGUUGCAGAGAACAUCAACGUGCAGAACGCCCUGUACGGUGUCAGGAUCAAGACUUGGCAGGGGGGCGUGGGCUCGGUGCGGAACGUUACCUUCGCCAACGUCCGGGUGGCGAACGUGGCCACCCCCAUCGCCAUCGACCAGUUCUACUGCGACAGGGGCGGCGCGCGCUGCGCCAACCGGACCGGCGCGGUGGCCAUCACCGGCGUCGCGUACCGGCGCGUCGCCGGGACGUACUCGUUCCAGCCGGUGCGCCUGGCGUGCAGCGACGCCCGGCCGUGCACCGGGGUCAGCAUGGUGGACGUGCGCCUGUCGCCGGCGGCGAGCGCGCCGGCCGGCACCGUGGCGCCGCUGUGCUGGAACUCCUACGGCGAGGCGUCGGGGACGAUAGAGCCGCUGGGCGCCGGGUGCCUGCAGAGGAGCAACGGAUACGCGAUGCCCCUGACCCAGCCUUCUAACUACACGUGCUGAUCGAGUCCUGUAAUUUUGAAGGUUUUCAUUUUUCAUUGGAAAACGCAAAUUGAUGAAGAGUUACUUCAU